Molecule: messenger RNA, 684 nt
Organism: Cyclospora cayetanensis
Lineage: Eukaryota; Apicomplexa; Conoidasida; Eucoccidiorida; Eimeriidae
Product: translin-associated protein X
Exons: 4
Coding region: 1-684 (227 amino acids)
Cellular component (GO): nucleus; cytoplasm
Molecular function (GO): RNA endonuclease activity; RNA binding; sequence-specific DNA binding
Source: RefSeq, a predicted model, not a curated record
AUGGCAGCCAACCCGGCCUUGAUACCUGGUGACCGCCUCGACAAGGACGACUUUUACAAAGUCAUCGAGGAGUAUACACGCGAGGACGCGAAGAGGGAGGAUAUAAUCAAGAAAAGCAGAGAUGUGCUAAAACUGAGCAAACAGGCAAUAUUUGCUCUGCACCGUAAGGACGAGGCCGCCGCUAAUGCGCAUCUUGAAAGCUGCUUUAGUGUCAUCGAAAAAGAUCUGUUCCCCAUUACAGAGGAGCACCCCACGCUUCGUCUCACAGGAAUGUUGGUUGCGGCCCUUGAGGAGUACGCGGAGGCCCGCAUUUUUUUGCACUUUCUUAAAACCAGGAAGCUGCUCCCAUUCAAGAGUCUUAAUGGACUCCGCGUGGAGGAGUUUUUAGGCGGAUUGAUGGACUGUACGGGGGAGCUUAACCGGUUCGCUGUUCUUCGCGCCACAGAACAUGAUGCCACGGCCGUGCACGACUGCUGUCAAUUCGUUGGAACUGUUCACGAGCAAAUGAUUUUAUUGGAUCUCAGAAAUUCUCCUCUUCGUCGAAAAUACGAUUCCCUGAAGUACACACAAAAGAGGCUUGAAGCACUAGUAUACGAACUGGCGGUGGCCGCCCGCAUGCAAAACAUCAAGCUCCCGUCCAUGUUGAUGGAGCCGGAGCCCGAAACCAACGCAAACCAGGAGUAA